Aspergillus saccharolyticus JOP 1030-1 is the source of this 835-nucleotide messenger RNA. RefSeq lists its product as uncharacterized. The transcript has 2 exons. The coding region runs from base 93 to 701 and encodes 202 amino acids. The record is from RefSeq and is a predicted model, not a curated record. NCBI's taxonomy places the organism in Eukaryota, Fungi, Ascomycota, Eurotiomycetes, Eurotiales, Aspergillaceae.
UUAUCAUCAAGCUUCAAUCCGCUUCGCAAACUCUUUGUCCUUUGCUCAUCGUCAUCCAUUCACUCCAGAUCUUCUUGGUCACGCUUUCUACUAUGGUGCACGCCAAACUCUUGACCGGGCUCUUAGUUGUCGCCUGUCUCUUGUCAAUUCCCUGGCGGAUCUCAAACCAUCGCACUGUCACCACUGGAAUCCCCCCGUCCGCCAACCCGGAUACCAUCCGCCAGCUGCUCCACGAUCACCCAUUCUUCAUCCAGUUAAAUCCGUUGAUCACUGGCUUGAGUAUCGUGCCCACCGCCCCCGAGCGGUACGAGGACGAAUGGCUCCUCCCGACUGCAGAGGAGAAGGAGGAGGAGGGGGGAACUUCCCCGAUCCACACCUACCUCCUCAGCCAGGCGAUCCCGAUGCUGCCAGGCGCCAGCGGCGGAUGGGGACAAAAGCAUAUCCAAUUCGAGACCUGGCUACGAAACACCCCGACCGGAGGAGUCAAGACCCGCGCUGACGCCCCCUUUGGCGUCUCCGUGGCAAGCCACUGGGCAGUCGAGCCCACUGCGUCGUUCUCUGGUCGACAAGAUUCACCAGAUUGGCGCAUUACGGUGCAAAGAAGAAUCACAUGUGUGUGGUGGAUGACGCCUUUUGUGGCCUACACAUACGACAAGGUCCAUGCCAGCAUCAUGCGUGAUUUAAUUCAGCUUGCUAGCUAACCAGCCGGUCACCAACGUGACGACGAGUAAUGAAUUCCAAUCUCCCUCGCGACCGUCACUUUGGACGGUGUGUUUGACGGGGAAAUCCCCGCGGCAGAAUGGCUGACCGCCUUCUGCGGGUGUACAUACAGUAG